Williopsis jadinii is the source of this 1620-nucleotide messenger RNA. RefSeq names its product 4-aminobutyrate transaminase (gene UGA1). Gene Ontology annotation, biological process: GABA catabolic process. The transcript has a single exon. Gene Ontology annotation, molecular function: pyridoxal phosphate binding. NCBI's taxonomy places the organism in Eukaryota, Fungi, Ascomycota, Saccharomycetes, Phaffomycetales, Wickerhamomycetaceae. The record is from RefSeq and is a predicted model, not a curated record. Bases 92 to 1510 code for a protein of 472 amino acids. Gene Ontology annotation, cellular component: mitochondrion.
CUUGGAGGGUGAAACUAUUUAAACUCGUGUGUUUGUUCUCUUGAUCCUCUUGUUCUCUUAUCUCCCAAAGGUAUCAACCAAGUUGAAUACAAUGUCAAUUGCCGCAAAGUACUAUCCAAACGAACCUGAACAACCAGUUGUCAAGGUCACGCAGAUCCCAGGCCCAGAGUCCAAGAAGGCUAUCGAGUCCUUGGGUAAGGUGUUUGACUCCAGACCUGUCUACUUCGUUGCCGAUUACGAAAAGUCCAACGGUAACUACAUCGCAGACGUCGAUGGUAACGUUUACUUGGACUUGUAUGCGCAAAUCGCAUCCAUCGCUUUGGGUUACAACAACCCAGCUUUGAUCGAGGCUGCUAAAUCCCCUGAGAUGAUUAGAGCCAUUGUUGAGAGACCUGCCUUGGGUAACUUCCCAGGUAAGGACUUGGAGGGCAUCCUCAAGAACUUGCUCAAGGUUGCACCAAAGGGCCAAGACCACAUCUGGUCUGGUUUGUCCGGUGCUGAUGCCAACGAGUUGGCAUUCAAGGCCGCCUUUAUGUGGUACCAAGGCCAAAAGAGAGGUUACAACACCGCCUGGACCGCCGAGGAGAACGAAUCCACCAUGAAGAACCAGGCCCCAGGUUCCCCAGAUUUGGCUGUUAUCUCAUUCAAGAGAGCCUUCCACGGUCGUUUGUUCGCAUCUGCCUCCGUCACCGCUUCCAAGCCGGUCCACAAGAUUGAUUUGCCAUCUUUCAAGUGGCCAAAGGCUGAGUUCCCAGCUUACAAGUACCCAUUGGAGGCUAACGCUGAGUACAACAAGGCCGAGGACGCUCGUUGUUUGGAGAUUGUUGAGAACAUCAUCAAGACAUGGCAAGUUCCUGUCGCCGCUUUGAUCAUUGAGCCAGUCCAAUCCGAAGGUGGUGACAACCACGCAUCUGCUGAGUUCUUCCAAGGCUUGAGAGACGUCACCUUGAAGCACGGCGUUGUCUUCAUUGUCGAUGAGGUUCAAACCGGUGUCGGUGCCACUGGUUCAUUCUGGGCCCAUGAGCACUUCAACAUCACUCCUCCACCAGAUUUGGUCACUUUCUCCAAGAAGUUCCAAUCUGCUGGUUACUGGUUCCAUAACCCAGAGUUCAUCCCAGCUGCACCAUACAGACAAUUCAACACCUGGUGUGGUGACCCAGCAAGAAUGAUCCUUGCUGGUGCCAUUGCCAAAGAGAUCGUCGACAACGACUUGGUCUCAAAGGCUAAGGAAGUUGGUGACUACCUGUAUGGUAAAUUGGAGGAAUUGCAGGCCAAGUACCCUCGCCACUUGCAGAACUUGAGAGGUAAGGGAAGAGCAACCUUCAUCGCCUGGGACUUGGAAUCCGCAGAGAAGAGAAACGAAUUCCUGUACAGAUUGAAGCAGAACGGUGUCAACUGUGGUGGCUGUGCCGAGGUGUCCGUCAGAUUGAGACCAACUUUGACCUUUGAGAAGAAACACGUCGAUAUCUUUGUAUCUGUCGUUGCUAAGGUUUUGGCGGACUUUGUAUGAGAUGGCUCUCCUACAUCCCAUUAGCAUAACAUCCUAUAAACCUAUACAUUACCUCUUUACGACAUUUUAAUGCCAUUUAUAUCCUCUUAUCAUAGAUCACAUUCACCAAA